AUGUGCGUACCCAACAUCACAAACACAAAUGUGUCUCCGAGAAUGGCUCAUACACCCAAACCUACGCUGCUCCGGCGACCUUCCCUGGUACGGAUUCAAGCAGGAUUCAGGAUUGUGAUCAAGAUGAGCAAGAGACCACCACCUGACCCAGUGGCAGUGUUGAGAGGCCAUCGUGCUUCUGUCAUGGAUGUAUGUUUCCAUCCUUCUCAGUACUUGGUAUUCUCAGGCUCUUCAGAUGGUGAAUUACGAAUUUGGGACAGCGUGCAACAUCGAACUAUCUCAUCUGCAUGGGUACAUAGUGCAGCACAUGGGAUUAUAAGUGUUUCAACCAGUCCCUCAAUUGGAAACAAUAGAGUUAUCAGCCAGGGCAAGGAUGGAACUGUUAAGUGUUGGGAUAUUGAGCAUGGGGAAUUGUCAAGGACACCUUCCAUCACAAUUGAUGCAAACACCUAUCAUUUCUGCAAACUUUCAUUAGUGAAGACGCCUUCUGAUGACCCAAUAAAACCUGAAAAGAAGGGACCUCAUCAUGUGACACAAGCCAUUGAAGAUUAUGAUCAAAUAGUUUCUCAUGACAUCGAAGAUGAGGAUCAAGAGAAUGUGGUAGAAAAUUCCAACACAUUUCAAGGUUAUGACCAUGUGGAAGGGCGUCCAUAUGUGGCUAUGGCUGGAUCAGAGCUAUCUGAGGUUGAAUUAUGGGAUCUCAAUGCUGCAGAAAGGUUUGCAAGGUUACCACAUUCUUCUACUGCCUCCACAAAUCAAUUUACUAAAGGGAAAGGUAUGUGCAUGGCAGUUGAAGCUUUUUUGGUACCUCAACAACAGGGAUUUCUACAUGUCUUAGCAGGUUAUGAGGAUGGAACAAUGGCUUGGUGGGAUUUAAGGAAUCCUGAGGUUCCAUUAACUUCUGUGAGGUUUCAUUCAGAACCGGUUCUAAGCUUGUCACUGGAUGAGAUGAUGAAUGGAGGCAUUUCAGGAGGUGCAGAUGAUAAAAUUGUCUUAUUUACUUUGGAUCAUUCAUUGGGUUCUUGCGUGAUGAAAAAAGAAAUCCAUUUGGAGCGACCCGGCAUAGCUGGUACUUCGAUCCGUGCAGAUGGUAAAAUAUUCGGGACUGCUGGCUGGGAUCACAGGAUCAGAAUAUAUAAUUACAAAAAAGGAAAUCCUUUGGCGAUAUUAAAGUAUCACUGUGCCACGUGCAAUGCGAUUUCGUUUGCUGCAGAUUGCAAAAAAAUGGCGUCCGCAUCCGAAGACACUACUGCCAGGCAAUGUAAUAACAAUGUACUUACAUUUCUACAGGGGACAGUUGGCAGUUGGGUUUUUUUGGUAAGAAGGUGAACAAGUGGGAGGACUUAUUGGUCCUUUAGAGCUGUGCCAGAAUCACCGAAAGCUUUCAUCACCAGAAUAAGCACACAAUUCUCUAUUCAGAGGGAAGCUAUUCAACAUAUUCCAUUCCAUUGCUUCCACAAAAAAAACGUACACUUUCCCACAAUGGAAUGAUGGAUGCCACCGCACAUGAUUUUUUUCUUUUUUUGUAAUCUUUCUCAGAAUAUAUAUAUAUAUUAGCUUUUUUAUAGGCUGUCGUUGUCCUACUUAUUUAUGUUAUUUUCUAUACUUGUGUUAUAUGACAUCAAAUCCUGAACGUAAUUAUAAACUUUAUCUGUAUGCGACCU
This is a messenger RNA of Lactuca virosa, 1664 nucleotides long. The record is from the annotation of a GenBank genome assembly. NCBI's taxonomy places the organism in Eukaryota, Viridiplantae, Streptophyta, Magnoliopsida, Asterales, Asteraceae.